Molecule: messenger RNA, 1384 nt
Organism: Beta vulgaris subsp. vulgaris (sugar beet)
Lineage: Eukaryota; Viridiplantae; Streptophyta; Magnoliopsida; Caryophyllales; Amaranthaceae
Exons: 3
Coding region: 289-1020 (243 amino acids)
Biological process (GO): arachidonate secretion; phospholipid metabolic process
Molecular function (GO): A2-type glycerophospholipase activity
Source: RefSeq, a predicted model, not a curated record
GUGUUACAUUGAAUAUCCUCCACCACAAAAUCUAUGAAAAAACGAAAAUAAUUCCCCCACAUCUUCCCUCUCUUUCCAGCAAGAAUAAUCGAGAACCGCCACUGAACUCUGUUACUUCAUCCUUAAACCCAAUUCGAUUUUCUCUCUCCUCCAACAUUUUGUGAUCUGGGCCCACUUUAUACUACUUGUUCAUGAACAUUCUAGACUUUUUAACUACGCAUGAAUAUUCUUUGAUUUUGAUUUGAGGCCGUCUUUCACCACGUGGUUAUCUCGUUCUUUCUUCUAGUGAUGAGUUUCAAGUUGCCUGAUCAAAUCCCCUGGUUGACAAUCCAGAGGAAUAAGGUCAUGGAGCAAAGAUUAGAGUCUCCACUUAUAGCUACGGAAUCCCCUAAAAAUUGGCCUUCGUUGGACUUUAAGUUCUUCGGAUGGUCACUUAUCUCGAUCAUUCCUUGGGCUUUCAGUCGUAAAGAAAAGUUUCAGAUGCCAACCACUAUAAAUAAAAAACUGACAAGACGAGCAAGAUCUCAAGCUAGUGACGUGUCAGCUAUUCAGUCCCCUCGAGUACGGUUCAGGCCUUAUGUGUCUAAGGUUCCUUGGCAUACCGGAGCGCGGGCUUUCAUGUCCCAGUUCUUUCCAAGAUAUGGUCAUUAUUGUGGACCAAAUUGGUCAAGUGGGAAGGACGGGGGCUCCCUUGUUUGGGACAAGCGCCCUAUAGAUUGGUUGGAUUAUUGCUGCUAUUGUCAUGAUAUGGGUUAUGAUACUCAUGACCAAUCAAAGCUGCUGGAGGCUGAUCUAGCUUUUCUCGAGUGUAUAGAGAAGACUCAUAUGCAAACCAAGGGGGAUAAGCAUGUUGCUUAUAUGUAUAAGACAAUGUGUGUUCAAGGUCUUAGGAAUAUACUUAUACCUUACAGAACGUAUCUUGUGAAGCUUGGAUCAGGACAGCCUGUGCUUCAAUUUGGAUGGCUGAGCAACAUGAGGUGGAAAGGAUGGAGUUGGCGGGCCGAUAUGAAGAUAGGAUGAUCACAACAUCCAAUUAAGUAUUAUAGUUUGUUGGUAAUUGUUGUGCAUCCAUCACAGUCUGUACAUGCUAAAGAGUUGCUCUUUUUUUGUCUGUUAAACUGUUACUGUUCUGGUGUGUAGAUUAUGGUAGCUUUCUGCUGCAUUGCUGGCUAAUCUACUAGUAAUGCAUUACACCAUGCUGUAAAUACACUAGCAAAGUAUUCAAUUACUCUUAAGUAGGAUUUUCAUGUUCAUUAGUAGAUCUUUUGUAUAUGUAACUACACUAUUGCCUUUUUCGGUUGCUUCACUUGGCUUGUUUAACAAUCCGCUGAUUGUAACAGCUAUUUACAGAGGUAUUUGGUAAAAGUCAGCUGUUCGUUGUUUA